CGCUCUCCUCUCCCGCCUGUUCUGCUCGGUGACUCGGCGGUGGAUUGGUUCGGUCUGUUCUCCCGUGUUGUGUUGCCGUUAGCAUCGUUAGCACCUGCCGCCGUUUCUGCGUGACGUUUCUGCACCGUUUCACCUCCAGCUAACCGGGAGGAAAUAUUAACCGACCUCUCCGCUGGAUAAAUAAACACGGAGCCCGGCAGGAAGCAUGUCCACCGCCCUGGAGAGCUACAUUAACCGCACCGUGGCCAUCAUCACCUCAGACGGCAGGAUGAUCGUGGGCACCCUGAAGGGCUUCGAUCAGACCAUCAACCUGAUCCUGGACGAGAGUCACGAGCGAGUGUUCAGCUCCAGUCAGGGCGUGGAGCAGGUGGUGCUGGGACUUUACAUCGUCAGAGGAGACAACGUGGCGGUGAUCGGGAGAUCGACGAGGAAACAGACUCCACUCUGGAUUUAGGAAACAUCAGAGCCGAGCCGCUCAACUCUGUUGUCCACUGACCUCUGACCCCGCCCGCCUGCACUCUGCGUCGCCACGGCAACAGAUGACAGCAUGACUCAGCUGUGUGUUUGUGUGUGUGUUGCAGGAGCCUGUUUACUGAUGCAGGUUGACUGAGUUUUCUGGACCAGCUGAGACCUCGAAUCUGCAAACACGGACAGAUGUUAAAUUUAAAAAAUGCACCCGGAGAACUCAGUGAACCUUCGUCCACUAACAGACUCCCGCUCUGACUUUUUUCUGUUUGUAUUUUCUUUUUUUAUAAAUAUUAAAUUGUUAGAGUUGUUUGACUUUUUUAUGCUACAAGUGAAUUUUUGUCAGAUCGAGAUUGUUUAAAUAAAGGUUGAUUUCUCA
This is a messenger RNA of Plectropomus leopardus (leopard coralgrouper), 844 nucleotides long. It is a transcript of the gene lsm8, whose product is annotated as LSM8 homolog, U6 small nuclear RNA associated. NCBI's taxonomy places the organism in Eukaryota, Metazoa, Chordata, Actinopteri, Perciformes, Serranidae. The record is from RefSeq and is a predicted model, not a curated record. Gene Ontology annotation, molecular function: mRNA binding. Gene Ontology annotation, biological process: mRNA splicing, via spliceosome. Gene Ontology annotation, cellular component: U4/U6 x U5 tri-snRNP complex; U6 snRNP; precatalytic spliceosome.